ACUCACAUACACUUCCUGUAUUGACAUUUCAUAGAAAAAUUGGGUUAGGAAAACAAUAAUAAACUUAAAAAUACGUUUAAUUUUUUUGUAGACAAUGUUUGAAACUGAUGACGACGAUUUCAACCCUAGUUCCAGCAAAAACUUAUUUUCUAUAUUUAACAAUGUUUCGUCGCCAGACGACAAUGCCAGCCUAUCCUACAAAGCUCCAAAACAACCAAAGUCUAAUGAUUUGGUCGAUUCCGAAAAAGCAAAACAAGAAAACCAAUCGUCGAUCGUAUUGGCUAAAGUAAUCAACUUGUGGAAAUCAGAGCUAGGUACCAAUAAGCUAGUUGGAAAGCAUAUUGUGGCUGUUAUUGGAAACUCAACUCAAAAGUUGUAUGAAAUGAUAUUAUACAAGGAGAAAACCAACAUACUUAUAAGACAAAUAUUAAAUGAUAGCUUUAACUUAUACAAGUACCCCAAAAAUUUUAUUGGGUUCUAUGAUAGUUCUAAUUUCUUUUGGAGCCUAAGCUUUGCAAAUGAAGAGGAUUGUGAAAAUUUUAUAAAAGAAGCAUCUAAACAAAACUGCCAGGUGAUUGAUAAAUGUACUGAAAAUAAAUUGGUAAAAGAACCAGAAUUAGUUCAGAUCCAGAAUGAUGUUCCACUAGCUUUAAAUGAGAAUUCUGAAGAUUCUAAAACAAAAACAGAUAUUCUAUCUAGGAUUACUAAGAUGGGUCAACCGAUUUUACCAAAAUCCACUUUUGAAAGGAAGAUCAACACAGAACCUUCAGAUUCAGAAACAGAGUCAAGUUAUAGUGAUUCUAAAAUUGUAAAACCUACAGCUGUACCUCGAAAACUGAAAAAGGUGCAGAGCCAGAUACAAAGUAAGACUUUUUCUAACUCAGUACACCCAGAUAAUACAGCUCUAAGUCCGUUCAUAACAAAUAAUGCUCAAAUGUUACCAAAUCAUAACCAGAUGAUGCUCCAUCAUCCAGGUUUGAUGGUAUCACAGCCUGUUCCAGAUUACAGUGUAAAUAAUUUUUUGAUAGCUCAAAAUACAGAAUUGAAAACAAACAUAUCCGAAAUUAAUAUGAAAUUAAACAGUCUUCUAAGCAAUCAGAAUGUUGUAGGGCAAAAUACAGAUGAUAGUAAAGAAUUGAAAUCUACAGUUAAAUGUUUAAAAUUGAAAAUAGAAAAUUUAUCAUCUGACUUGGAGAAGGCUACUAGAGAAUGUACACAGCUACGAAAAGAGUAUAAAGAAAAAUGCGAAGAACUUGCUUUAGAGCAAAUAAAGAACAAUGAGUCCCAGUCUUUAAAUACAGAAAUAGGUUAUUUGAAACAAUGUCUUGCUGAAAGGGAAAAGGAUAUUGACUUAUUAAAAUUGGAAUUAAAAGGAAAGACUGAUGUAAUAGAGAGCCAACAGUUAAGAUUAAAUGAGUCUGAAAAAUACUAUGAAGAAAAUAGAAUUUAUAAAGAAAAUGUAUCCGUGCAAAUUGAAGAGUUAGAGAAGAAGCUUGAAGAAGCUAAUACGAAACUUUUAGAACAAGAUGAGCAUUGUAGAAAAAUUGAAACUGAAUUAAAGAACAAAUCAGUGCAGAAUGAAUCUUUAAAUCAUAUUGAUUAUAAUCAAAUAGUAAAAGAAACUAUGAAUGAUGCAUUUACAGAUAUAAUGGAGCAUUUUAACGAGAAUGAGAAGUAUAGUUUUAUAGAUAUACAAAAAAUUGUAUUAAAAAAAUUGAAACAAGCAUCUUUAACUCUGAUUAACCAAAUAAAUGAAAAUUCGUUACAUUGAAUUAAUUUAUAUAAAAUGUGAUAUAUAUAUAUAUUUAUUAGAUAUUUUAAGGAAUGUUUGUCAUGAUCAUAAAUUUUAUGAUUU
Molecule: messenger RNA, 1855 nt
Organism: Sitophilus oryzae (rice weevil)
Lineage: Eukaryota; Metazoa; Arthropoda; Insecta; Coleoptera; Curculionidae
Exons: 3
Coding region: 95-1771 (558 amino acids)
Source: RefSeq, a predicted model, not a curated record